GAGAGGGCGGGGAGGGCGGCUCAGGACUCGAGGGGAGAGUGUAUAUGGUGUGGUGUAUAGGGCAGGCUAGGCCCCGCCUAGCAGGAGGCGGCACUCAGACAGGAGCCACGUGCUGCAGGACAGGCCUGGGGCCAGCCUACCUCCUGGGGCACCGCCCACACCACCUCCACCCACCGCCCACGCCAGCCCCGCCCGACACACACCGCCCUCCCUCUUGCCAGGCUGAGUGUGUGGCGAGUAUGUGGCGAGUGUGUGGUGAGUGUGUGGUGAGGAGCUGGGCGGGGCAGUGGGCGGUGAUGGUAGGCCCAUCGUGUGUCGCCUCCUGUUCCCUCACACUGUCCCCGCCCUCACCCGCCCACACCCCGCCCACAACACCAUCCUCCACCCACCCACUACCUCCAGACACCGCCCAGAACAACCAGGGCAACCAUAUAUAACAAGGGACCAUCCUCCUCGCCACACCCCCAACUCAGGACAACCUUCACCGCCCAUAUAUUACUUAACAACUUGUUCAGUGUAACAUCAUUUCACACAGGACCCCCACCACCAGCGCUCAUACCACACAAGACACUCACAGUCGCCCAUAUCACACAGGACAAGCAUGACCGCCCACACCACACAGGACAGAGCUACCAAUAUUACACAGGACACCUGGGGCCGCCCAUAUCGCUUAAGACACCCGGAGCCAUCCAUAUCAGGACAAGCAUGGUCGCCCUUAUACAGGACACACCCGCCCAUAUCCCAGGACAACCAUGGCAGCCCAUGUACUAGACUCCGAGCCGCCCAUGUCACAGGACAACAUGAAGUCAUGUUAACUGUUGUUGGGUCUAUCAAGUAACUGGAUAGAGGACAGCAUCACUGGUGGCUAGGACUACCAUAAGCCUAAACAGGCCUCCUGCCCCCCGACAAUCGUAUACUGUACGACUACUGUUUACCAAUUUAUGUGAAUUAUUUAAGUAACUCGAGAUAACUCUUAUAUCAAUGAGCCGGUAUAUCACGUAGUAUAUACCUUGCAGGACAACCUCCCGAUCUUACUCAACAACAGGGAAGUGACAGGACAGCAGCGUCACAAUCAUUCACAGCAACCAAUGCCAAGGCAAUACUGCAGUUCAAAAUGCAGGAUAAAUAGAGGAACGUUUGACAAGCCCCCGGCUUCCUGUCCCCGUCGUGGCCAGUAGGAAGGAUGGUGGCCCUCGGGUAAAUUCAGGGGAGAGAGCCCCAAGCUACGCAGAUCAUCACUGCAAAUGGCCAGACAUAUUCGGUGAUGCCCCAGGCUCAGAUGCAAACGGUGACCAUUGAUGGACAGGAAGCCAUAUACAUACCAGCAUCUGUUCAGCAUGCACCUGCCACACAGCAGAUACAGAUUGCAGGAAAUCAGGCCAUAUUUACGCCAACGGGACAGAUAAUAAGAGCACAAAACAUUAUCCAGAAUGUGCAGAGUGUAGGCCAAGUAGGAACGCCAAUUACUGUUGGUGGUGUUCGAACUGCAACAGGCACCGCAACUGCAGGAGGAGGCCAGGCAACUGCCACACAAGCUCAAGUGAGCCAGAUGGCAACACAAGUGAUGCAAUCUGGGGUUGCUGGCAUGCCCCAGGCCACCAUUCCAGUCCAAAUACCCAUAUCUACAGCUGGAGGCCAGACUGUUCUACAGACUAUUCCCUUUCCUGUACAGAUUCCUGUCCUACCAAAUAUGGUUCAAGCAAAUGGUCAAACAUUACAGGUCAUGCCUCAGCUGGCACAGGUUCAAGCUCAACCCCAGUUCGCACAAAUUCUACUUCCCAAUGGGCAGGUGCAGCAAGUUCAGAUGUUAUGGGGUAGUGCCUCUGGUAUGAUGUCCCUGGGCUCUGCCAGUCUAGGCACUGCUGCCACCAUGACCCAGCUGGCUACAUCCCAACCCAUUACCACAUCCACGUGGGCUACCAGCACCAUCGCAACACCCUCUGUUGCUAUACCAGCUGUCCAUAACAGCACAACCACUAGUGCCACUGGCGAUAACAAGCAGCAGUCACAAGCACAGCAGGUAUCCACAGGAGCAGCUAACAGCAUAACAGCAACAAGCCAGUCACAAAUAGUUGGCCCUGGAACAAGCAUAACAGUCUCAAAUGCCUCACAGCUGCUACCACAAGGCAUCACCGUGUCUCCACAAUUACCAGGGUCAAUAGGUGGUGGUGUUACAGUGGUGCCAGUGAGUCAGGCAUCUCAGCUGCGAACAGCACAGACAGCUGUGGCUGCCCAACAGAAUACCAUCCAGAUUCCUCAAAUACAGGUCAUGCAACCUAUGUUUCAACACAUCCCUGGUCUUGGUCAGGUGCAAGUGCUGUCUCCAUCAUCCUUACAAACACUCACAUCUUCCAUAACAGGAGCUACACAACCCAUCUCAAUGUCCACUUUGAAUGCUGUUCCUACGUCCACAACUCAGCCGGUCACCAGCGCCAUACCCACGCAAAUUUUACCAGGAGGCGCACAAAUAAUCAGUGCUAGUGGAUUUCAGGGAGAGAGUGAGGGCACCAAAUGGGUUGUAUCAACAGGAGGGCAAGUUAACCAGGCCCAGGUGAUUCCACAGCCAGCACACUCACCCACCAGUGAUGCAAGCAAGACAAGAUUACGCCGCGUGGCAUGUACGUGUCCAAAUUGCAAAGAUGGGGAUCGUGGAGGAGAUAACAAAAAGAAAGUACACAUCUGUCACAUUCCUGGCUGCAACAAAAUGUAUGGCAAAACAUCUCACCUGAGAGCUCAUCUUAGGUGGCAUUCAGGAGAACGACCAUUCAGAUGCUCCUGGCUUUUCUGCAAUAAAAGAUUCACUCGCUCUGAUGAGCUACAGCGUCACAAGCGCACACACACUGGUGAGAAGCGAUUUCACUGUCCAGAAUGCCAGAAGCGUUUCAUGCGUUCUGACCACCUCUCAAAGCAUGUCAAAACUCAUACAAAACAGAAGGUGAUGGUGAGUAGUUGGGAUGUUUUGCCAAAUAAUAUUUCCAAUCCAACAGUGUCUUCAGAUAGUAGUAAUUCGUCAGAUGCAGGCGAGAAAAUGCUCAUCACUAUUCCCGACCAGUCUGUCGAUCCUUUGCACAUUUCUACUGAUGACAUACCUACCAAUGUUCCUCAACCACAGUGAUUGUUUACAUAAUAUCACUUCACAAAUAGUAAUUAUCAAGAUAAUCUCACUAAACAAUAUUGCAUGACUAAAGGAACGGACAUCUUACUUCUUUUUUUUUUUUAAUAAAAUAAAAAUCUUAAAUAUGUGUUAUUUGCUACACUUAUCAGACUGUCCAAAAGCAAUUGAUGCAAGGGUUGUUGUGGGUCUUUAGCACUUCAUGGUGUAGAAGUUGGCAGUUGAAUUGACUAGGGAAAAUUCUGUACACAUCAUCCUGCCGUAACUGCAGGAAGUGGUACAACACUUGUGAUAAACUGUAUAAUAUGGAUAAGUAUAAGGUGUAAAAUUAUUUCCCAAUCUCAUUCAUCUCUAAGAUGAUUUUGAUCGAACAAAGAAUAGUGACAGUAUUUGUAAAAUACUAAAUCUAUUCAAUUAUAUUUUGUACCAGGUUUAAAGAUAAAUAGUAAUAAUUGUAUUUAUCAGGAGUGGUAUGUGUCCCAGUUAUCCAUUAUACCAUUUAGAAUGUGAUACAACUAUAUUUGAACGAUAACUGAGUGUUGCUACAUGACGGCCAUUGCAAUCUGAAUCCUUAAGAAAAUGCUUAGUAAUAUGUGGUGUUCUAUAAUCUUAAUUAAUGAAUGUCAUAACAAAUAUAGAGAUACUAGUGUAACACAACUUCCAUCACUGCCCAUGUUGACCAAUGAUUGUAGCCUCUUAGUUCUGCCCUGUAUGUCUGUACAUAGCCCAUGCACACCUUUGCUCAAGCUCUACGAUUCAUCAUUAAAUAAUUUUUUCUACUGCACUUAGACCUUACAGAUCAGAUCUUUCAGAAAAGUCUGACAAAUUAUCAGAAAUCCCUUAAUGUGGACUUCUGGUGAAACUUUAGCAAUAUUUUCUCAAGCAGAAUCUCAGAUAUUUGAUAUUCACAAUUUGUAUUUCAGAACCUAAAUGUGUAUACUGGUAAAUAUACAUUUCAGAGUUAAAUAUUAUGCCUAUAUUUGACAAUAAUUCUUUGUUUGGUUUGGUUUUUUCUAACUUUCACAUGGAAGUUGUGAUGUUAUUCUAAUACAGGCACUAUGUGCCCACUUUUUAAUUUUUUAAUGAAAUAUAAAUAUCCACCUUUUAAUAUUUUUUUGUUAUAUGUAUAAUAUAAAUUACUUUACUUGCUAAUGAUUCAAUUCAGUAUCAUAAAUUUAUAUUUGUUUGAGUUAUUGCAAGACUAGUUAUCACUAUAGGUUUUAAUGACAUGUAUCAGUAGUAGUACAGACCAGAACACAAUGUUAAAAUUUUAAGAGAAUUUAAGGAAGAAGGUGCAUCACUGUGCCAAACUUUGUGUAUUGUGAUACUAUUGCGCUUAUUACUUCAUGCAACGCUAAUAUUACAUUCCACUAAGGGUUUUGCAAGUGCAAUUAAAAAGGUCUUUUCAUUUUUGGAAUGCCAACUUUGGUAUUGUACAUUAUGUCAUAGAUUUAUACAUUGCACAUAUUGUAUCUUAUUGUGUUUCAAGUUCUGUAUCAAUUUUAACAUAAACCACUUAUUUUUCUAAUGAUUCAGGUUUUAAUGUACAGUAUGUUAGAAUAUUUGUGCUCAAUAUGAGGUGAUGCUACAAUUGUUAUUGAAAAUCUUUAUACAACUUGGAUGUCAGGCCUACUUCAUUUAUCAAUGUUUUUUCUUUCCUUCACAAUGGAAAUCAAAGAAUAACUGUCUUGGGUCCCACCCCACACAUCAUUACUGCCUCCUGACACCUGCUUCAUUUACCUUCAAAUAUUUAUGUAGCCGUCUUUUAAGACUCAUCACUGUAUUUGUAAUGAGUUUUCAGAGCUUUAAAAGCAAAAGCCUUGUGUACAUGUUCAUAGUGCUUGGCUAUUGUUUUCUAAUUUUAAUAUUGUGAUACAUGUUGAAGUACUUUUAUUCAAGUGAAGGCUGAAGUUUGACAAAGGACUGAAGUCAGAGGCAGUUCUCUCAGUGUCUUCCUAGUCAUGUGACUGCAUCAUCAUCAUCAUCUCUCUCUCUCUCUCUCUCUCCCUCUCCCUCUUAUUAUUGUAUAUAUGAACCAAGUUAUUUAUUUCUUGUAUAUAUUCAUAUCUUUUUUACAUUUUUAUAAAUCUGAUGCGUGCAGUUAUAAUGCACAAUAUUUAUGUAACUAGCUACAAUCCUUGUGAAUAGUGUGGUACCUGAACUUAUUGAUAACUGGUUUUUGUGCUUUAAAUGGUUCAGGUGUGUUAAUGUAAAUCUAAAACUAAAAAGACAGCAUAAUAGUUCCAUACAAGAGAUCAUUCAGUGGUAGGAACCUUAUUUUCGAAGAACUAGAGAGUUUAUAGGUGCCUUGCCAUAUUUUGACACAAAAUAACAUGUUAUAAUGACCAGAAUGCACAAAGUUAACAUAUGAA
Procambarus clarkii (red swamp crayfish) is the source of this 5484-nucleotide messenger RNA. Its product is annotated as transcription factor Sp4. Gene Ontology annotation, biological process: regulation of transcription by RNA polymerase II. Gene Ontology annotation, molecular function: RNA polymerase II cis-regulatory region sequence-specific DNA binding; DNA-binding transcription factor activity, RNA polymerase II-specific. The record is from RefSeq and is a predicted model, not a curated record. NCBI's taxonomy places the organism in Eukaryota, Metazoa, Arthropoda, Malacostraca, Decapoda, Cambaridae.